This is a messenger RNA of Alosa alosa (allis shad), 3782 nucleotides long. RefSeq names its product actin filament associated protein 1-like 2 (gene afap1l2). The transcript is spliced from 21 exons. Gene Ontology annotation, cellular component: cytosol. The record is from RefSeq and is a predicted model, not a curated record. Gene Ontology annotation, biological process: regulation of interleukin-6 production; positive regulation of DNA-templated transcription; positive regulation of interleukin-8 production. The coding region runs from base 176 to 3079 and encodes 967 amino acids. Gene Ontology annotation, molecular function: SH2 domain binding; SH3 domain binding. NCBI's taxonomy places the organism in Eukaryota, Metazoa, Chordata, Actinopteri, Clupeiformes, Clupeidae.
GAGACAGAGGCUGGAAGGGACAGCUGGACAGCGCAGUGGGAGCGUUCGAAGUGCCGCUACACUGACCAAUUGUCAGAGAGCGACUUCGGAUUGCCUUGAAACUAUUUAAGGAUCUUUGUAGCAAAAGCUCGCGGGGAGAAAAGAAGACAAUAAACAGGAACAUAGUGAUUUGACAAUGGAGAAGCAUAAAGUGUUGGAGCGGUUGCUGGAGGAGCUGCAGAGGUUCUUGAAGCUGCUGGAUGCGGAGAAGUUGAGUGGAAACGCCACGGUUCAGAAGAGCCUCCUCACAGACCUGCUGCAGUCCUACACGUCAAACGGCUCAUGUGGGGAUGAGGAGUACAUUUACAUGAAUAAAGUCAUCGUCGGCAACAGUAAAGGCCCAACAGACCGAGACCACAGAGUUGAGACAGAGGCCAAUGGGAAGUAUGCUCCAGGCCCUCAGAAGAGUCUUCCAGAGUUGCCUCCGCCUCGAUCGUGUGUGGUGGGAAGAGAGCCCUUUCCCUUGCCUGCUGUGCCCAGUGAGUCCCCUGAGGGCUACUACGAGGAGGCCCAGCCUUACGACACCACCAUCAACGAUUUUGGUUGUUUUGGUCUCAUCUCAGGAGCACGGACAUGCGUAGAGGCCUCAGACAAUGUGGUCUAUGCUGUGAUCACGCGUGACGACGGCGAAGCGGUCAGCAGCUCCUACGAGUCCUACGACGAGGAGGAGGUCUCCAAGGGCAAGUCGGGGGCGGCGCAGCACCAGUGGCCGUCCACUGAGGCCUCUAUCGAGCUGAUGAAGGACGCCCGCAUCUGCGCCUUCCUCUGGAGGAAGAAGUGGCUGGGCCAGUGGGCCAAGCAGCUGUGCGUCAUCCGUGACACGCGCCUACUGUGCUACAAGAGCUCCAAGGACCAGACGCCGCUGCUGGACGUGAGCCUGGUGGGCUGCUCUGUCAUCUACAAGGAGAAGCAGCCCAAGCGCAAGGAGCACAAGCUGAAGAUCAUCCCACAGGGCGGCGAGGCCAUCGUGCUGGGCCUCCAGAGCAAGGAGCAGACUGAGCAGUGGCUAAAGGUGAUUCAGGAGAUCAGCCCCAAAUCCACAGAAGGGUCCGACGUGUCCGACUCGCCGCGCCUCAUCUGCACCAAGGGCGAGCUUGGCGAGAGAUACUCAGUGGCGUCAGAGAGCGGCAGCAGCACAGACAGCCCCGCCGAAGCCCUGGAGGCUCGCGACGUGAAGAAGAAGUAUGGAGCGGGCCUGAAGUUCAGUAAUCUGAUGAACAUCGGGAAGAAGAAGAUCUCCUCUUAUGACAGUCCAGAGAAAUGUGUGGACACCUCCGGUUACCUUAACGUGCUGGUGAACAACCAGUGGCGCUCGCGCUGGUGCCUGAUCAAGAACGGCCAGCUGUGGGUCUACCAGGACAAGAGCAAGGGCAAGCCGGCCCAGCAACCGGUGCCGCUGGGGGGCUGCCUGGUGCUGCCCGACCCCAGCCCAGAACACCUCUACUCCUUCCGCAUCCAGAUGGACGGGGAGCAGCUUGCCACCCUGGAGGCCAAGUCGUCGGCCGAAAUGGGCCACUGGCUGGGCUUGCUGCUCUCGCAGACGGGGACCAAGACCGACCCGGAAGAGCUGGCCUACGAUUACGUGAACUCGGAGAGGAUAUCCAGCAUAGUCAACGCGGCGAAGACCUCCAUGUACCUGAUGCAGAGGAGGUACUCUGAGCCCAACACUUACACAGACAGUCCCCCCUCCGACCUCCCAGGAUCGGAUGACAUUUACGAUGACGUGCCAUCCACCGAGAACGAGAUGGAGGAGGGUCUGGAGAACGGUGGCGAGGUGCUGACGGUGGAGCAGGACUCGAAGGACCGGCUGUACCUGGACCUGGUUCCCGUGCGCUCCUUCCUGCACACCAGCUCCCCCGGCCACACGUCUCCGCAGUCGUCGGCCCAGCCUCAGGGUCAGCAGCAGCCACAGCCGCCGCCACGGGACGGCAGCCCAACGGAGGCCCCCGCUGAGGAGCCGCAGGAGAACGCCUACCAGGAUGUCCUCCCCAACGAGGAGCAGUACGAGUCCAGCCUGCCCUGCGACACGACCCCACCACCCAAAGCUGACCCCGAGCCCCCGUCCUAUACCAGCCCUCGUCUUCACACCCAGACCCAGAGCCAGAACCAGACCAAGUCCCAGAACCAGACCCCGACCCCGACCCAGAGCCAGAGCAAGCCCCAGAACCAACACCCAGAACCAGACCCAGAGCCAGAGCCAGAGCCAGAGCCAGACCCAGAACCAGAGCCAGAGACCCAGACCCCCGACCCGACCCAGAACCAGACCCAGAACCAGACCAAGCCCCAGAACCAGAACCAGAACCAGACCAAGCCUCAGAACCAGUGCCAGACCAAGACCCAGCCCAGCAGCUUCCUCAGCCAAGAGACCACCAAGAAGGCAAACACCAGCUCCAGCUCCAGCACCCACCUUCAGCCCCAUGUGGCCUCCCAGACCCCCCAGAGCCCCUCAACCGUCCGGGGGAGAGCUGCCAGCGCGGACAAGGCCCGAGUUCCUGUGGCAGCGUGCUCGGGGUCGAUCGAGGUGAGGCUGGGGAAGAACCGGACGGAGGCCGACGUGCGGCGCUACACAGACGAGCGUGACUGUCUGGAGAAGGAGCGUGAGGAGGUUAAGAGCAGCCUGGCCACCUUCCGGAAGGAGCGGCGCGAGGCCAAGGAGGAGCUCAGCACCUGCCAAGACCCAGCGAAGCAGGCCAUCCUGGAGGCGUGUCUGAAGCUGAAGGACGAGGCGUGUCGGGAGGCGGAGCGCCGGCGCGUCGAGGUGGAGCUGCGUCUGAUGGAGGUCAAGGAGAGCCUGAGGAAGGUGGAGGCCGGCCCCUUCACCCUUGGCACUACUGUGGACAGCAGCCUGCUAGACACCACUGUGUCUAAGGCAGUUCCCACAUUUACUCCAGCUCCGGUCCCUGCUGCCCUCACCAGUAAUGGCGACACAUCACCAGUCAACUCGGCCACAGCUUUGAAAAACAGGCCUCUUUCCAUCAUGGCCAGCAAAGGAAAGGUGCUCGCCAAGGCAAAGGAAUGGGAGAAGAAGACUACAUCCUAGGGACGAGGAGCGGUUCACUUGAUACAACCAAUGCUGAUUUCUAAAGGGCCUUUGGCUCGACCAGGCUGCUUCUGCCUAGCAGGACCAGAGGUGGGAAUAACUGCCCUAUCCUCUCCUCUUGUGUCUGCCAGCCAUGCCCCCUAAAAACCUGCUUGUCCAAUCAAAGACACAGACAGUACUGAGUGACAACAGGUAUCUUCUUUGACACAGCCCACCACUCUGCCUCCCAGGACAACUAAUGCCACUGGACAAUGUUUGAAUUUGGGAGUGACAGGACGACAACAAAACAAGAAACUAUUUAAUAUUUGUUUGUUUGUUUGUUUUUAUAUAUGAAAAAGGGAGGGAUUUUAAUAACAUUGCAUUUUUUUCCAGACUUUUUUCAAUGACAUGUUUCGCAAUACAGCAGUAUGCACAUAAACGUACGGCAUGAUGUGUGUCUUUGGUUUUCUUGUGUAAAUGAAACGUGACCAAAUGAGGACCGAGAUGGUGAGUGUCGUCGCAUUUCCGCAUGCCGCCCCUUCAACCCCUCCCGUGCUGUGGACAGUUGGUACAGUCCAGAUUGUAACUUGGUCUAUGUAAGAUGGGAGCCAAGAUGUAAAUACAUAUUACGCCAUUCAGUUCUGUUUCUUUUUGACUUGUUACUGUAUGCUAGCUAAAACAUGCACUUUUUAUUCAAAUAAAAAAAACUUGGUAAUUACAGCAA